AUGUUCGGGAAGAAAGAACAGACCGUCGCCAUGGCUCCGCAGGCUGACUCCGAGAAGCACCACAACGACUCCGAGUUUCCGAGCUCCCGCUCGCCGACUUCGUCAGCCUCGGCCGAUCUCGAGAAGGGCUCUGAUGCCAGCGAUGCGCUAGCGCCCGUCGAGGACACAAGGCCGGGCGCGAAGGCCGGGCGCGAAAGCCGGGCUGUCGCUGCCCCAGUUCUGGAAUGUUAUGCUUGGCAAAUUAGGCGACAUCUUCGGUCGUCGGACCGUGUUCAUCGUCGGAACGGUGAUCUUCAUCCUCGGCAGCGGCAUCUGUGGCAGCUCCAAGAGCAUGGACAUGCUGAUCUGGUCCCGAGUGGUGCAGGGGAUCGGCGGCGGUGGGAUCUACGGGUUGGUCAACGUGAUAUCACGGACUUGGUCCCCCUCCGUGAUGUCGGCAAGUACAUCUCAUUCACCGGAUUGGUCUGGGCCAUUGCGGAUGUCGCUGGGCCCCUUCUUGACGGUGCGUUUUCACAGUACGUGACGUGGCGGUGGUGCUUCUACAGCAACCUAUGCAUCUCGCCUAUCAGUCUUCUAAUCACGAUCUUUUUUCUCCGCCUCCCGACCCCCAAGUUCGACAAGGAACGUAUCAAGGACUUCGACAUCCUCGGGACCAUGGCCCUCAUCGGCGGCACGACCUGUCUGCUGAUGGCCAUCUCCUGGGGUGGAAACAACUUCCCGUGGGUGACGCCCGCGUCAUCGGCUGCUUGGUGGGCGGGUUCGUCCUGUUGGUCGGUCCUCUUUGUUGGUUGGGAGCACUUCACGAAGGACCCGCUCAUGCCGCCUUUAUUCCUGCACCGACCCGCCAUCAUCGCCAUCUUUAUCGCCGAGUUCUUUUACGGGGCCAACCUCCUCGGGAUGAUGUACUACGUGCCGCAGUUUUUCCAACUGGUCUACAGUGACUCGGCCACCAUCUCUGGUGUCGCGCUCCUGCUCAUGAUGCUGGGCCUCGCGAUCGGAAACCCCAUCGCUGGUUGGGUCACCAGCAAGUGGGGCCUGACGCUGACAAACGCCUGGGUCGGGGCGGGCCUGACCACGCUGAUUAGCGGCCUCAUCACCCGCUGGCACGCGGGCACCGGCUGCGCGGAAGCCAUCGUCGAGCUGAUCAUCAUCGGUAUUGGGGGCAUGGUGAUCUUCCUGCAGACCGUCGGCGACAUUUUCGAGAUUGCCACCUACGCCGCGCUGUACCAGAACAAGCUGCGCUCCAACCUGGCCCAGCUCGCGGGAGCGUUGACCCCGGAGCAGAUUGGGGUGAUCCUGGCCGACGUGCAGAAGGUCAAGGACGAGUUCUCCGGUGAUCUGUACUACUCGAUUAUCGAGGUAUACGCCAAGAGCUUGCAGAAUAGCUGGUGGUGGUUGUUUACCUGUGCGGCUGCUCUGUUGAUCAGCUCUUGUUGUGCUAGGCAGCGGAAGUUGUAA
Aspergillus tanneri is the source of this 1458-nucleotide messenger RNA. RefSeq lists its product as uncharacterized. Lineage: Eukaryota; Fungi; Ascomycota; Eurotiomycetes; Eurotiales; Aspergillaceae. Gene Ontology annotation, biological process: transmembrane transport. The record is from RefSeq and is a predicted model, not a curated record. The transcript has 3 exons. Gene Ontology annotation, molecular function: transmembrane transporter activity. Bases 1 to 1458 code for a protein of 485 amino acids.